Molecule: messenger RNA, 753 nt
Organism: Trifolium pratense (red clover)
Lineage: Eukaryota; Viridiplantae; Streptophyta; Magnoliopsida; Fabales; Fabaceae
Product: protein PLASTID REDOX INSENSITIVE 2, chloroplastic-like
Exons: 2
Coding region: 58-636 (192 amino acids)
Biological process (GO): regulation of gene expression
Source: RefSeq, a predicted model, not a curated record
AACAAAAACAAAUUUCAGAAAAACAUUACAUUGAAGAUCAUCCAAAGUUGUGCACCAAUGUUGCUCUUCACUUCCUCUUUCUUAUGUACACCUUCUUCUUCUUCUUCUUCUUCUUCUUCUUCUUCUAUCCCAACGGUUACUCUUUCUCCUACAAACUCAUUAUCUUCUAAUGUUCUUAACCUACGCAUACCCUGCUUUAUCCUGCGCCACUAUUUCCAAUGCCCGCAUUCUUCUGCUUCUUCUUCGCUCUUUACGAAACCCAUUUCCAGAACCACUCUCACGUGCGUUCUCGGACAUUCACUCACCAACCAGCACGUGUACCCUGACCCAAGUCCCGAAUUUGCAGAAUUUGAGACGCACAAGUUCAAAGUUGAGCUCUUUCAGAAGCUUUCUGACGAUGUAGAUGAGUUUGGUAAUGAACUUGAUGCGGUUAUUCACGUUUGUGCUCAGAUAUUUAGCGAGUUUUUACACAAGGAGUAUGGAGGUCCGGGUACAUUGUUGGUGACGCCGUUCACGGAUAUGUUGGUUGCUUUAAAGAAGAAGAAAUUACCUGGAGCACCUUUGGCUGCCAGAGCAUCACUAUUAUGGGCACAAAAUCAUGUAGAUGAAGAUUGGGAAGUUUGGAACUCAAAAUGACUUGUAUUUUCACAUUUUUCUCUCUUUUUUACAAUGUAAAGAUUUAUCAUAUGCUUGUAACAUUCUGUAUCCUUAAAAGUAUAAUAACAAUAAAAAAAAAAUCUCAGUUCAAUUAAA